AUGUUUCCACAGCUGGGUGGUCCGCAGGUCAGACCUGCUCGGCCUCUCAGUCCGUCUCUACCUGCAGGUCUGAACCCACCAGACCACAACCAGAACCAGACCCGCACUCAAACACACACAGCUACACUUCCGUCCGUCCACAUCACAGGGAAGGACGAGGCUCGGGGUCAGCUGGACAGCGCUCUGCAGGACGUAAAUGUGCGUUACGCCGUCCUGGAGGAGACGGAGAAACGUGCCGUGUGCCGAGCUCUGAUAGAAGAACGAGCUCGAUACUGCGGCUUCGUCAGCAUGCUGAAGCCCGUGCUGGACCAUGAGAUCAACAUGCUGGGCGAGGUGACACACCUGCAGACGAUUCUGGAAGAUCUGACCAACCUGACAGCCGAGCCCAACAAACUCCCAGCAGCCAGCGAGCAGGUGAUUUUGGACCUGAAAGGUUCUGACUUCAACUACACCUAUCAGACACCUCCAGCGUCUCCUAGUAACACUAUGUCCAGGAAGAGCAGCAUCAGCAGUAACUACCAGUCAGUGAGACACGUUCCCUCUUUGGACUCCAUCAGCUGUGCUGUCGACGGAGUUCACAUCCAGCGCUGCUCCUCCCCCUAUCUGCUGAUUGGCUGCGACGAAACCGGGCGGUCCCUCAGCGAGGGGAACUCCCCCUCUCGCCUCGGCCGUCAGGCAGCCGUGGUCGCUAUGGUUACGCCGCUGGCCACGGGCCCCGGCCUGCGUUGA
Molecule: messenger RNA, 729 nt
Organism: Labrus bergylta (ballan wrasse)
Lineage: Eukaryota; Metazoa; Chordata; Actinopteri; Labriformes; Labridae
Source: RefSeq, a predicted model, not a curated record